UUACGAAAUCUGCAGUGGUGAAAUCUUGCUAUUCUCAUGGUUUCUGGUAAAGAGAGUCAGGAGGUAGAUCAUUAACUCUGCUUAUUUACAAAGCAGCUUGUUUUUAAAAAAGACCUGUAUCUCUUUCUAUGCAGAAGUCUAGCCCUGUGGUCCGAGGUGAAGAACGACCCGAACAAGAUGAGGAUUAUUCUGCUCACUCUCUGUGUUUGGUUGUGUCAGGCCAGCACAGAAGAGCUAAAAAACUGUCAGAGACCAUCGCUUCACAACGGCUUUCUAGUCCCUCGGCAGGACGCCUACAAUCACGGCACCAAAGUUUCCUACGGCUGUAAUUCUGGUCUGAAACCUGUUGUUGAAACAUGGUGGGGAGAGUUACUGUGUGGAAACGGUGAAUGGUCCCACACCCCCCACUGUGUUUCUAUGAGUGACUGUAUCGCACCAGUUGUGCCACACGCCACACCAAAGCCAUCACAGGUGUCAUAUCCUGUUAACAGCACAGUUACCUUUGUUUGUGAUAAAGGCUACGAGUUUGAAAAAAAAGAACUGAGACAAGUAGUAUGUGAAAAUGGAGAAUGGGGCCCCCUGCCGACGUGUAACCGAAAUAAGAAUGCAUGUGAUGCCCCCAGCCAUGUUCCUAAUGCAUUGAUCACACAACCAUACCGGGAUACGUUUGAAGAAGGUGAAACAAUUGAAUACCGUUGUAAGGAGGGGUACAAGUUCGAGGGAAAGGGUACCAGCACAUGUGAGAAAUCUAAAUGGGAUCAUACACCCAAGUGUGGAGGUUCUGAGGGUCCAGUAAUUUCCUACGUCGGUGAAUGUGGAGACUACCCCCCUAUUAAAAAUGGAAAUUUUGAUGUGGAUCGAUAUUCAUUAACAUUCCGGUGUUAUCCACCUUACAAACUCAGAGGACCAAAACAAGUAAUGUGUCUUAGUGGACAAUGGUCAGAGGUGCCUGUUUGUGAAGUAGAAUCUGAUGUUCCCAGUGGGCCAGGACCUUCCCACGCUCUCUGUGGAGAUUACCCCACUAUUGAACAUGGAGAUGUUACGGAGGAUCGAGAUCGGAGGGUAUUAAAAGUUCAGUGUGCUGCACUUUACAAACUCGAAGGACCAAAAGAAGUAAGGUGUGUUAACAGGAAAUGGUCAGAUCUGCCUGUUUGUAAAGCUCCAUGUAGACUGGAUCAGUCUAAGUUUCAGUAUCGUCAAAGAGAGUACAUGCAGCAUGGAGAACAGGACUGGUUUUUUUGUCUUUCCUCUCCGUCCUAUGUACAGGUCAAAUGUGAUAACGGAAGAGCGCUCUACAGAGGAUGUGGUGAUCGCGAUUGGUGAGAUCUGUGUGAACGUCUUUCUGCUACAGCUUUUACUGAAACACACAAAACUGCAGAGCGACUGGAACGACCUGUAACUGCUUUAACUUUAAGCGUUACUGUAAUGUUUCUCAGAACGUCUGAUUAAACGCAGAUCCUACAUAGAGAA
Colossoma macropomum (tambaqui) is the source of this 1470-nucleotide messenger RNA. Its product is annotated as complement factor H-related protein 1-like. The record is from RefSeq and is a predicted model, not a curated record. NCBI's taxonomy places the organism in Eukaryota, Metazoa, Chordata, Actinopteri, Characiformes, Serrasalmidae. The transcript has 11 exons. The coding region runs from base 178 to 1323 and encodes 381 amino acids.